AUGGCGUUCCCAGGAUCCGCUGCAACGGCCAACACCAGAGCAGUCCUCCUUCCUGCUGCUGCCACGUGGCAGCACGUCAGCGUGACGUCAGCAUCCAGCAGCACUCGAAUCGCCACUGCAUCUUUCACAAACGCCCUCAGUUUCCAACAAGACAGGAGGGGGAAAUGUUCGAGGGGAGGACUAGAGAGUCACAUAAGGCCACGGAGCCUGAGAAGGAAUGGUGCUUUCCCAGGCCGGUUGGUAGGCGCGAGAGGGGAGAAUGGGGGAUGCGGUAGGGGAAGGAGGGGGGUUUGCGUGCGAGCGGAUGGGACUGCAACGGGGACGAAUGGCGUGACGACAAGUGGCAGCAGCGGAUGGGAGGAGCGGCGAGAGGAGGAGAUUGCUGCGCUCGUGGAGGAGGUAAAAUCCAUCUUGGCUCGCGACCAUGCGUCCCUCCCCGUGGGCGAGUACGGGCGGGACGACGACGCCAUGCUGAGGUGGUUUCUUAAGGACCGCAAGUACAAGGUGGAACCCACGGUGGAGAAGCUUGCAAAAGCAAUUAAAUGGCGCCACGAGUUUGGCGUGGCAGGGCUGACAGCUGCUGACGUGGCAGAGGAGGGGGCCACGGGGAAGGCUUUUCUCCACGAGUACGCUGACGUGGACGGGCGGCCCGUGAUCGUUGUCGUGGCAGCGAAACACUUCCCGGACGUAAGUGAUCUUAAUGAAUAA
Messenger RNA from Closterium sp. Naga37s-1, 708 nucleotides. Lineage: Eukaryota; Viridiplantae; Streptophyta; Zygnematophyceae; Desmidiales; Closteriaceae. The record is from the annotation of a GenBank genome assembly.